Meriones unguiculatus (Mongolian gerbil) is the source of this 1398-nucleotide messenger RNA. RefSeq names its product TSR2 ribosome maturation factor (gene Tsr2). NCBI's taxonomy places the organism in Eukaryota, Metazoa, Chordata, Mammalia, Rodentia, Muridae. Bases 61 to 648 code for a protein of 195 amino acids. Gene Ontology annotation, biological process: maturation of SSU-rRNA from tricistronic rRNA transcript (SSU-rRNA, 5.8S rRNA, LSU-rRNA). The transcript has 5 exons. Gene Ontology annotation, cellular component: nucleus. The record is from RefSeq and is a predicted model, not a curated record.
UUUGCCUGGCGAGGUCGGCCGCGCGAUUGGACUUCCUGGAGGACCACGUGAUCUAGACGGAUGAUGGCGGGCGCGGCAGAAGAUAUGCGAGCGCUCUUCGGGGCUGGCGUCCGCGCAGCGCUGGAAGCUUGGCCUGCUUUACAGAUCGCUGUGGAGAAUGGCUUUGGGGGCGUGCACAGCCAGAAGAAGGCCGAGUGGCUGGGGGGUGCAGUGGAAGAUUACUUCAUCGCCAAUGCUGAUUUGGAGCUGGAAGAGGUGGAAGAUUUCCUUGGGGAGCUGAUGACCACUGAGUUUGAUACAGUUGUGGAAGAUGGGAGUCUGCCCCAGGUGAGCCAGCAGCUACAGACCAUGUACCACCACUUCCAGAAGGGUGAUGGGGCUGCUCUGCAGGAGAUGACCUCUGAAAUUAACCAAAAAAAGUGCAAAGUCACAGCUACCCCAUUCAAGACAGCCAAAGAAACGGAUGUGGAUGAAGAUGAGGUGGACAGUGUGGAAGAAAUGGAGGUGAAAGAGGUGACAGCGACAAAUGAUGAGGCCACAACGGAUGGGGUCUGCCCCCAGCCUCAACCCACUGAUCCAGACUCCCAGACUAUUAAGGAAGAGGAUAUAGUAGAAGACGGUUGGACCAUUGUCCGGAGAAAGAAAUGAGCAGGGCAGUAAAUGUUUUGGGCUAUUGUUAGGUGUUAUGAGAGACUUAGGGGCUGUUUGGGGGGCCCUGUACACCUCUGUCCUGGUAACCAUAUCCCUACCUUGUUCCCCUGUCAUUCCCUUCAGGGGAAGAAAAGCCCUAGAAUCUUUGGUUGUGGGGUUGAUGGGACCUAUUGAAUCUUAAGGUACCAUAUGAGAAGUGAGACCAUGUUUGCCAGCAUAGUGCCUCCUAGGUGCAACGAAUGUUAAGAUGGCUGAUGAGUGUGAAUGUACUUAUACUAGAAGCUGACUUGUGAUAAGUGGGCAGGUGAGAGGCUGGCUGAAUUGGGAAUAGUGAGAUAAACAUGCAUUUGGAAGACAGAGUAGAUGGAGGUGUGGUACCUCCCAAUGUCCCACCCCAGCCUCCCACAGAGCAACUCUUACCCUGCCCAGAAUAUGCAUCUUCCCCACCCCCACCUUGAAAACUCUCAAGAGUUUGAAGGAUUUAAGUGGUGAACUUGGGAAAGUUGGGCUGUUUUAAGUCCAGGGAUGAGGCUUAAGACCUUAAUAACAUAACACCUUCUCGUUUAAUCCAUGAUUUAACCUUGGAAUCAGCCUUCUGAGAGCUGAGCUUCAGAGUUCAGCAAGAGAGGAGUUUUCACACCCUCCCAUCUCCCUUAGUAGCCUGGGACUUUGGACAAACGGACGGACCAUCGCAGUGCUCUGAAAGUUACUGUAAGCCUGAAAUAAACUGUAUUUUUCUUUAAAAAA